GAGAAGUUAGAGUUUGCUGUCAAGGAGAUUAUUAUUGACCGGCUCGGGGUGAACGGUCUACAGAAAACCUUGUUUAUGCCUGAGAGAAUGAACAUUGGCCUAUGCGCGUUUCUGCUCAUUGCUUACGGUCUACAGCAGAAAGCCGGUGCCCCACCAAUGCCCCAACAGUGCAUCGGUGGUGGCACUUCCGGUGUUGCCGGAGCUGCUGGCGGACUGCGUCAGACCGUUAUCAAACGGUCGUUUCACGGAACCAAUUUGAACGAUGCGCUGGGACAUAACCUAGGAAUUCAGAACUAUCUGGUCCCGGUACGACGCGCGUUCGAGUCGAUUUUGCGUCAACUCGACACACAAGUGUGUCGUGUUAUGAUGCUACCAAAACAGGAAGUGUCCCAGAAGGAAGUAGAGGAACUGAUGACGUGA
Molecule: messenger RNA, 420 nt
Organism: Echinostoma caproni
Lineage: Eukaryota; Metazoa; Platyhelminthes; Trematoda; Plagiorchiida; Echinostomatidae
Source: the annotation of a GenBank genome assembly